Talaromyces proteolyticus is the source of this 1325-nucleotide messenger RNA. Its product is annotated as kinase phosphorylation protein-domain-containing protein. The transcript is spliced from 2 exons. Bases 1 to 1029 code for a protein of 342 amino acids. NCBI's taxonomy places the organism in Eukaryota, Fungi, Ascomycota, Eurotiomycetes, Eurotiales, Trichocomaceae. The record is from RefSeq and is a predicted model, not a curated record.
AUGGAUCUGGUCGCAGGUGUUCGAAAAGAAGGAAGUCGCGGCGGUCGCGGCGAUUUCAAAUGGUCCGACGUCAAGGAAUCCUCUCACCGUGAGAACUACCUGGGCCACUCGUUGAUGGCCCCAGUCGGUCGAUGGCAACAAGGUCGUGAUUUGAAUUGGUAUGCAAAGUCUGCAGAUGGGAGCACAGAAGAGGCCGCGAAGCGAGAGCUGGAUGAUGAGCGUCGCCGGGUCAAGGCGGCUGAGCAGGAGGCGCUCGCGCGCGCUCUAGGUUUACCCACUACGACUAAGACUUCCGAUGCCAAUUUGACCCCAUUAGGGGGAAAUGAAAUGCGAAAGGCUGUCCAAGGAAAUGUAGAGGACGAUGAGGAUGUCGAAGGCGGCCGUGGCAUUGGUUUCGGUUCGUAUGGUGGCCGUGCUAUGGAUGGAAUGGAGGGAGAGACACUGGCUCCAGUUGGCCUAGAUUCAGAAAGUGGUCAUCGACGCAACCCUAGAGACGGCCGCUCAAGACGCGACAGGUCCAAGGACAGAGAUAGUCGGCGGGGCCACCAUCGUGACCGUCGUGACCAUCGUUCGCGUGAUCGUUAUAACCGUGAUAGUAAGCGUGAAGUGGACAGAGAAAAGAGCAGAGACCGUACUCAUCGGGAAGAUCGUCAUGGUCGCUCAGAGCAUCGUAAUCACCGCCGCGAAGACAGACGCCGCCCAUCAAAAUCAAGGUCCAGGUCUCCUCAUCAUGACUCUCGUCGAGAACGUAAGGACACCCGGGACCGUGAUUCUCAUGACCGCCGGCGCGAAUCUGAUAGACCUCGACCUCGGCGUCUGUCAUCUCCGCGUCCUAGUAGCACUGACCGUCUUGGUGAAAAAAGAGAGAGAAGAUAUUCUGAUCAUUAUUCUCCAUCUGGUUAUUACCGCCGCAACAGCCGCCAAGGUGACGAUAUCCAUACCGCAGAGAUUCCUCGAGAGCGCCGUAAACGUGAUCCUGAAGACAGGGAUCGUGACCGCGGUAGAUCCUAUCGUGAACGUCGAGAUUAGAUAUCACUUCAACGACCAGAAAUGCUUGCGUCAUGCCUGACAUCCAUUCGAUGAUAUUAUUUCUGCUUCUCUAUUUCCAAUACCUUGUGAUCAUGCAUAGCGAUGGUGUUUUACUCCUCAAAUCUGUAUUAAAUUGCAAAAUAUUACGGUUUUAUGGAACAUUCAUUUUCACGACACGAGUUUCCUAGGAACCUCAGGUUAAUAUCAAAUUAACCUGGAUAUUGCAUUUAGUUUUUUACGCACACGUACGGACACAAAGUGUACUUUAUUUACUCGUUUUUAUCAUACAACAACUA